Molecule: messenger RNA, 2059 nt
Organism: Mollisia scopiformis
Lineage: Eukaryota; Fungi; Ascomycota; Leotiomycetes; Helotiales; Mollisiaceae
Product: PLP-dependent transferase
Exons: 3
Coding region: 184-1887 (567 amino acids)
Biological process (GO): sphingolipid catabolic process; carboxylic acid metabolic process
Cellular component (GO): endoplasmic reticulum
Molecular function (GO): pyridoxal phosphate binding; sphinganine-1-phosphate aldolase activity
Source: RefSeq, a predicted model, not a curated record
GAAUUGUUGAAUUUCCUAAUCCAGCUCUCGAAUGCCGUUUAUGCAUGCAUGUGAUCUUUCGCCUCGGUUCAAAGCAAGAUAAUCGAAUGCGAAAGCGAUACAGUCCCACCUUUCCCAUACCUCAUAUUGAAGCUCCCAUCCCACAUCGAACAUUGAGCCUGUGUUCGAUAUCUUGCCGCAAACAUGCCUGGCACAUCGAGAAUGCCGGUGAGCUUGCGCAACACCUUCACUUUGAAGAAGGGCAGCUCCAGUAGCCAAUUGCUGUCGUUGAACAUUGAUCUGUUUCGGAACAUCAUCUUCUUCCUGUUCUUACUACGAUGGACGAGAAAGGGUCUGCUGAAGUUAAAGGGGCGGGGCAUCUUUGGGACAUUCGCAGAUGCAUAUAUCGCCAUCCGACGAAAUCUAUACGGAUUGUUCCUGCGAGCUCCAGGCGUACGAUCGCAAGUCCAGAAACAAGUUAGCGAAGCUAUUACGAAGCUACAGACCAAGCUUGUGCCUUCUGGACCAGGUGUAAUUCGAUAUUUGAAUCUGCCGAAGGAGGGAUGGUCUGAGGAGACGGUAUUGAAGGAAUUGGAAACAUUGGCGAAUAUGGAUCAUACUAGAUGGGAAGAUGGCUUCGUUUCUGGAGCUGUGUAUCAUGGAGGAGAUGCGCUGAUCAAAGUGCAAACUGAGGCCUUUGGCAAAUUCACAGUUGCAAACCCGAUUCAUCCUGAUGUUUUCCCUGGAGUACGAAAGAUGGAGGCGGAGAUUGUGAGCAUGGUGCUUGCUAUGUUCAAUGCCCCACCUGGAGCAGCUGGUGUUACGACGAGUGGAGGAACGGAAUCUAUCUUGAUGGCUUGUUUGAGUGCUAGACAGAAGGCGUAUGCUGAGAGAGGUGUUACUGAGCCAGAAAUGAUCCUCCCAGAGACAGGCCACACAGCAUUCCGCAAAGCUGGCUCUUACUUCGGUAUCAAAGUCCAUCUCGUAGCUUGCCCCGCUCCGAGUUAUCAAGUCGAUAUCCGAGCCAUUUCGAGACUCAUAAACAGCAAUACCGUUCUACUUGUUGGCUCAGCACCUAACUUCCCCCACGGAAUUAUUGAUGAUAUUUCAGCUCUCUCCAAGCUAGCCGUCAAGCGAAGAAUUCCCCUACAUGUGGACUGCUGUCUUGGAUCCUUCCUUGUUCCAUUUCUAGAGAAAGCAGGAUUCGAGACCGAGCUCUUCGAUUUCAGACUCAAGGGCGUUACAAGUAUUAGCUGUGAUACCCACAAAUAUGGAUUUGCACCUAAGGGUAAUUCAACUGUUCUCUACCGAACCGCAAACUUGAGACAAUACCAAUACUACAUCUCACCAGACUGGUCCGGAGGCGUUUAUGCUUCUCCUUCAAUCGCUGGUUCUCGACCUGGAGCUUUGAUUGCUGGUUGUUGGGCAAGCUUGAUGAGCGUAGGCGAGACUGGAUAUAUCAAUUUCUGCGGAGAAAUCGUCGGCGCCACGAAGAAAAUCAUCGAGGCUAUCCAGGAGAAUGCCGGACUGAAGGAAGAUCUGGAAGUCAUGGGUCAUCCAUUAGUUUCCGUUGUGGCUUUCACUUCUAGAUCGUUAGAUGUCUAUGAUAUUGCUGACGCAAUGUCGGCUAAGGGAUGGCACUUGAACUCUUUGCAAAAUCCGCCAGCUAUUCACGUUGCGGUCACUCUGCCCAUCACUAAGGUGUGGGAGAAGUUAGUUGGUGAUCUGGAAGCCGUCAUUGAAGGCGAGAAGGAGAAGGAGCGGGUGAGGAUUGUGGAAGGAAAGGGUGCCAAAGGCAAGGCUGUUGGUGACAGUGCUGCUCUCUAUGGCGUAGCUGGAAGUCUGCCCAAUAAGAGUGUUGUUGUGGAGCUAGCGAGUGGUUUUCUGGAUACGCUGUAUAAAGCUUAGAUGUAAGAUCUUAUGAUGUCCGUCGGGCGUUUAGAUACGGUUUCCUUGCAUACAGCUCUUGGCGUUUCGGUCAUUCAGCUCAAAAUUGUAAUUUGUUCCAGCUUUCAGUGGUAUGAAGACAUUGACAUAAUUAAAAUGUUAUACCUUAUGACUGCCAUUCUCGUUCCGGUAG